AUGUACAAUAAUCUCUUAUAUAAUAUUGUUUAUAAACGAAUUAUAAUCUUAGGACAUCAUAUAUUAUUAUUAUUAUCAUCAUCAUCAUCUAUGAUAUUUGAAAAUUCCGCUUUCUUAUCAAUUCAACAGUUUCAAUAUUAUAUUCAUUCACACAUAGAAUUAUUAUUAAAAAAUUUCUGUAAUCAUUUUAAUAUAAAAUUUUUUAUUAUUUUAUUAAUGAUUAUUAUUAAAAGUCAAUUAAAAUAUGAUUUAUUUCAUUCAAUGAAUCUGACAGUUGAUGCAUCUAUCUUAACACCAACACCAACAACAGCAACAACAACAACUAAUACAUUCAAACAAUAUUAUCAUAGACCAUUAAGAUAUUAUUUACAAUUAUCUAAUGAACAAAAACAAUCACUUAGAUCCUAUUUAUAUCAUUCAGAUCAUUGGCUUACACAACAAAUGAAUAAUCCAUUUUUAUCUAAUAUCAUUACAAAUGAUCAUGGUGUUAACCCUUAUGAUAAUGAAAAUGAUAAAAAUCCACAAUUCAAUAAUCCUCAAUAUAAUGAAAAAAUACAAUCCAUAAUUGAAAAAUUUAAGAAUAAAAUUUUACAUCAAUUACAUUUGAAAACGGUACCAAAAGUCAAUGUGAAUAAUGAAUCUGAAUGGAAUUCAUUACCAAUAAUAUUACGUAAUCGAUUAAAAGCUGAAAUUGAUGUGAAUAAUCAGUUUAUUGAUAAACCAAUUGGACAAGAUGAAGAGAAAGAAACACUGAUUUUAUUAAAACAAUACCAACCGCCAGUGAAACUGCCCAAUCCAAAUAUAUUUACAUUAAAAGUAGCCGAAGAAAUUGAUCCAACUUAUAUAAGCCGAGUUACUCUUCAUGUCGAGAUCAACGGUGAAAUUCGUCCAAAUUCAAUAUUCACUUUAUGGGAAAUUCAUCCUACAUUAUUUAAACCAAAUUUUUUAUGGUUUAAUGAUAUUAAUGAUAAUAAUAAUAACGAUAAUGAUGAUUUAACAGCUGAAUCGUUACCACAAACUGAUAUCAAUGAUUAUAAUGAAAUGGAAAAUGAUCAGAAAUUUCAAUCAUCCAAUUUAUUCAAUGAUCCAUAUAGAUUAUCUAUUAAUGAUUUCCAAAGAAUGUUUAGAUUAAUUAAACCAGAAAUAGCUAAAACUAUGAUGCCUCAAAAUAAUUUGACAUCUAUGAUAACAUUGAAUAUUACAAAUCGUAUGAUUCAUUGGUUAAAAUAUAAUCAUAUAAAAAUUCAAGCCUAUAAACCAUUAAUAAGAUAUUUAAUGAUUAUGUGUAAUGAUUGUGAUAAUGAACAAAAUAUUAUUGAUCCAAAAAAGGUUGUUAUGGAAAUUAGAUAUCGUCCACGUUUAAAAAGACAGAGGCGUUCAUUAACUAAAGGAGACGAGACAAUAUACAAUGUAUGUCGUUCUAAUGGACACCAUUAUAGUUGUUGUACACAACCAUUAUCUGUUAAAUUUUCUGAUAUUGGUUGGGAUAAUUGGAUUAUACACCCGAAAAGUUUUGAACCGAAUUAUUGUAGAGGAUCCUGCAAAGUCACAUCAACAAAAAGUCUACACUACGAUGUUAUGGAUUUAUUAUUACGUAAGAAUUUAUCACAAUUUGGAAAUAUUCAACGUGAUGAUGUACAAUCUUGUUGUCAUCCAACUCAAUUAACUAGUAUGUCUGUUUUAUACUUGGAUUCAAAUCGUGAAUUACAAAUGCAUACUUUACAUAAUUUAAUUGUUUUAGGAUGUGCUUGUAGUUAA
Schistosoma guineensis is the source of this 1758-nucleotide messenger RNA. The record is from the annotation of a GenBank genome assembly. Lineage: Eukaryota; Metazoa; Platyhelminthes; Trematoda; Strigeidida; Schistosomatidae.